UCAAUUCAGAUUACAUCAGAAAACAGGGAGUCAAUUCAGGAUCAACCUUUAAAGUUAAUUCAGAUUACAUCAGAGAACAACAAUAUUAUUUUAAAUGGAAAGGGGAAAGUAUUGAUACAGAUAUUAAGUCCUUUGUAAAAAAGAAAGAAGAGCAUGGUUCAAAAAUUGCAUCUACUAAAAUAGAUACGAGGGAUAGUGCAUUAAGAUCUUUUUCAUUAAAAUUAUUAAAUAAAGAAUUACCUACAAUGACAACUCUAUAUACACAAAAACCUGAUAUAUAUACUAAACCUGAUUGUUCAUUUUGUGAAAAAUAUAAAGAGACUAAUACACAUGUUUUCCUAUAUUCAGAAAAAGGAAAAAAUCUUAAAAUCACUUUCCAAGUAACAAUUAAAAAAACAAAUCUUAGUGAUGCUCUUCCCAUACGCCGAAAACAUUAUGCGGCAUCGAUUUCUUCUGUAUUAUCAGAUCAAGUUCUAUCGUCAAACAAUAAUAAUGCAUAUUCUAAUAUGUGGGCUCCAUCAUCAUUUGGUUCUAUUGACCAAUUUUUCAUGAAUCCUUCUAAAAGAUCUAGAAGUAUUUUUAGUAUGACAAGUUCAAAUUAUUAUAACAAUUCACAAGUUAUCGAUCCAAUUGUUCAAGAGGCUAUGUUGAAAGAAAAAGUCAAGAAAGAUCUGGAAGCAUUUAUACUUCAACUUUAUAAUGAUUCUUCACUUGGAUUGUAUCAUAUGAGUGACCAUAUUCAAGUGGAUAUUACAAUUUCUGAUAUGAAAGAUUCUCAUGAGAUUGUAGAAUCAAUGCCAAAGAUUUCAGCAUUUAAUAAUAUCAGCGAAAUGAUGAAAAAUACUUUGAAAAUUUUAGAAGUUGCCAAAUCUAAUAAGAAAUAA
Molecule: messenger RNA, 884 nt
Organism: Diversispora eburnea
Lineage: Eukaryota; Fungi; Glomeromycota; Glomeromycetes; Diversisporales; Diversisporaceae
Source: the annotation of a GenBank genome assembly